This is a messenger RNA of Siniperca chuatsi (mandarin fish), 2327 nucleotides long. It is a transcript of the gene eef1db, whose product is annotated as eukaryotic translation elongation factor 1 delta b (guanine nucleotide exchange protein). The transcript is spliced from 10 exons. Gene Ontology annotation, biological process: translational elongation. NCBI's taxonomy places the organism in Eukaryota, Metazoa, Chordata, Actinopteri, Centrarchiformes, Sinipercidae. Bases 77 to 2236 code for a protein of 719 amino acids. The record is from RefSeq and is a predicted model, not a curated record. Gene Ontology annotation, cellular component: cytosol; eukaryotic translation elongation factor 1 complex. Gene Ontology annotation, molecular function: guanyl-nucleotide exchange factor activity; translation elongation factor activity.
GUCACUCACGACUGGAGAAGCACGCGUUUUAUCCACCGGCCUGGUCUCACACCGACAAGACAAAAAAAACACAGCAAUGAUGUCUAAGAAGAUCCCCCAGUGCUCUGCAGUGGAUCAGUCGGAGCAUGAUCAACCUCCCAGCCAUUGUCAGGUAGACCGGUCCGCGAACGCAGCACUGGGGUGUAGGAACAAGGCUGAAUCAGGUCAAAGAAAUGGUGAGACGGCAUCAUCGUCCCCAGAGAGCGGCAGCUUGAACGGAGAUGGAAAGCGUAGCGGGAAAAGUCGCCGCCGCAAGAAACGUUCAUCCAAUCCCGAGAGUCGCCCUGAGGGGAAGGUUGACAGUAAGACCAAGAAUGAAGAGAAGCCAGACAAAAGGAGCAGCCAGCCACCUGACCCUCGUGCUGGGCUGAUUGGCCUGCAGUCUGAGUGUGCUAAUGUGUGGUUUGAGCACAGCAUCUACGAGCGAGCCGAGAGCCUCUACCAGUGCUGGUUGGCGAGCUCCUCCAAUGGGACCACCCAGUCAAACCGGUCAUCUCCAGUCCCAGGGAAACACUCAAACUCUCCAUCCACAGUGGCUCCAUCUUCCUCAGGACUUGUGUGCCACCAUGGCGAUCAGGUGGCCUGCCAUCACGUCGUCCAGGCCGUGUGGGUGAACAAGACAAUAUUUGACCAAGCAGAACGCCGCUUUGUUGAAGAAUCAAUGCCGUCCAUUCCAAACUCUCUGGACCUCCCAUCCCCGCCGAACCGCUCCAUCGCACCCAGAACACCUGAUGAAGGUUAUCAGUCUCUAGCCCCAACUCCUGCUUCCCCUGUCAUCCAACAAGCAGCUGUCACGCCAACUAAUCGACAGUCAAUUAAUGGACUGCCCCGCAUCCCUGUGGAGCUGCUUAGAGAUGUGUGGCUGGAGAAACCGCUGUAUGACCGCGCCGAAGCAACCUUCUACCAGAAUCUGUACGGUAACAAUUCCUCCAAACGGUCCAGCUGCGCCUCCACUUCUAGAAGUAAUGACCACCCUCAAAGCCUUGUAGAAGAGGAGGAGGAGGAAGAAGAUGAGGAAGUGGUGGUGGAGGAAAAACGGGUGGUCCCGCAGGGUAAAGCAGAAGUCUUCCAUGCUUUGCUCCCUAUUCAGGAGGAAGAGGAGCCAGCUGAGGUCCCAGAGAAGGAAGAUGCGUCGGGGGCCGGAGUCUGCUACUUCGUUCAUCCAGACAGCGAGCGGGUGUGGCUGGACAAGUGGCGGUAUGAUGCUGCAGAGAGCCGUUUCCAUGGUUACAAUGGGAGUGAAGCUGUGGUGGUGAAGAAGGGUCAGAGGCCAGGAGCAGCAUCAGUUGCCUCCACCGCCCCACAGAGGGACAACACCAUGAGUUCAGUGGACUUUCUGGCCCAGGAGAAGAUCUGGUUUGACAAACCUCGCUAUGACGAGGCAGAGAGACGCUUCUAUGAGGGCGUGAACGGCUCCUCACAACCAACACAGGAUGUUGGAGCUAAUACCAUUCUGCAAGACAUUGCUCGUGCCCGAGAGAACAUCCAGAAAUCUCUAGCAGGACUGAAGACUACAUUGUGUAACAGAAGUCGACCUUCCCUGAGCCAUCAGUCCCAGCUUAGCACCAGCAGUCCAGCUGAUCAAGGAGAACUCAUCUCUCGUAUCAAGAGCCUGGAGGUGGAGAACCAGAGCUUAUACAAAGUGGUGGAUGACUUGAGGACUGCACUUUCCAAACUGGAAUGUCGGGUAGCAGUUCUGGAGAAAUCCCCUGUGGCUGUGACCCCGGCAACUACUCCUUCAGUUCCCUACACCAAUGGCACUACCGUCCAGCAGAAGACCAGCGCCCCUGUUAAAGAGGAGGAGGAAGAGGAGGAUGAUGAUGAUGAUAUUGACCUGUUUGGUAGUGAUGAUGAUGAAGAGGCAGAGCAACUCAAAGAGCAGAGGUUGAAAGAGUACGCAGAGAAGAAGGCCAAGAAGCCCAGCAUCAUCGCCAAGUCUUCAAUCUUAUUGGAUGUCAAACCUUGGGAUGAUGAAACUGACAUGGCGAAGCUGGAGGAGUGUGUGCGCUCGGUGCAGGCUGACGGCCUGUUAUGGGGCACAUCCAAACUGGUUCCUGUGGGUUACGGCAUCAAGAAGCUCCAGAUCGCGUGUGUGGUGGAGGACGACAAGGUGGGGACAGACAUGUUGGAGGAAGAAAUCACCAAGUUUGAAGAUUACGUCCAGAGUGUCGACGUAGCAGCUUUCAACAAGAUCUGAUUCUUUGUCUCUUUCGGUCUUACGUCAAGCCUUGUUUCUCUGCUGAUUGUGUCAACGGUUAAUGAUAAUAAAAACAAACUCUUGCACUGAA